CUUCCGGGGAAACGGGCCCCGGGUUGGUGUUUGUAAACUUGCCUCGGUCCCGGCGCGGGCAGCGGCGGCCGCGAGCUUGGCACCGGGUGCUUAGGGCCUGGAGGAGGCGCCGCGCGGCGGAGGAGACGGCGGGAGGCCGCGCCGGGCAGAUUUCCGGAGCAGACCUAGAGCUUCACCAAGAAAAUUCAGCUGGGAAACCAAGACGGAUAGACUCUCAUUUCUUCAGACAAUAGGCAGAAGCCACAGACCUCGGAUUUUUGCAACACCUGUUUUCCCUUUGGAGGACGCUAAAUUCUUUGAGAGGACAAAGGCAGUUCAUUAUGGCAACUAAACUGAAAGAACAGGAAGGGGCCAUUACUGUUCUUCAAACUACCGUGUCUUAAGGAAAGCUGGAUAAAGAACUUCUGAACUUUUGGGUUCAUUAAGUGAAAAAUCAGCAUGGCUCAGGUAAAAAGCUCUCGCGUCCUCCUUCAAGACCGCUCACUGGGAAGCCUGUUUGCAGUGUCACUCUUGAAUUCUGCCUUAGUCAACAGUGUUGACCAUCCCCCAGUGAGCCGAGCUCUGUAUUAAGCACCAGGGGGAGAUCUAGAGGAAGGAAAGGAGACAGGCCUCCCUGCCUUCAGGGAGCUUCCAGUCAAAUGAAGGAGGUAGGCUAUACACCACGUCACAGGCACUGAUGUCGGUGGGCAAAGCACCUUACACUGUACUUCUGGCAAGUCUUCUGGCUUGUGAAGGCCUAGCGGGUGUGAGUUUGGUUCCCACUGCAGCCAGCAAGAAGAUGAUGCUAAGCCAGAUUGCCAGCAAGCAGGCGGAAAAUGGCGAGCGGGCAGGUAGCCCUGAUGUGCUGAGGUGCUCGAGUCAGGGCCACCGAAAAGACGCUGAUAAAUCCCGGAGCCGCAAAGAUGAUGACAGUUUGGCCGAGUCCUCCCAUUCGAAAAAGACUGUUAAAAAGGUGGUGGUAGUGGAACAAAAUGGCUCUUUCCAAGUAAAGAUCCCAAAAAAUUUUAUUUGUGAGCACUGCUUUGGAGCUUUCAGGAGCAGUUACCACCUCAAGAGGCACAUCCUGAUCCACACUGGUGAGAAACCAUUUGAGUGUGAUGUAUGUGACAUGCGUUUCAUCCAGAAGUACCAUCUUGAACGCCACAAGCGUGUGCAUAGUGGUGAGAAGCCCUACCAGUGUGAACGAUGUCAUCAGUGUUUUUCUCGGACAGACCGACUACUCAGACACAAGCGGAUGUGCCAAGGAUGCCAGUCCAAGACGUCUGAUGGGCAGUUUUCUCUAUAGGCACAGGGGCCCACCGAAGAGCACACCCCUCUGCUCUGAUGGCCCUACCACCACUCCCUCUGAACCUGUCCCCCUUCCUAGAGGAGUGGCCCCAGGUGAGCAGACGAGACCAUCAGAGGACAGCGGCUCCAGAGCCUCAGCUCUG
Molecule: messenger RNA, 1430 nt
Organism: Alexandromys fortis (reed vole)
Lineage: Eukaryota; Metazoa; Chordata; Mammalia; Rodentia; Cricetidae
Gene: Znf740
Product: zinc finger protein 740
Exons: 7
Coding region: 677-1285 (202 amino acids)
Biological process (GO): regulation of transcription by RNA polymerase II
Cellular component (GO): nucleus
Molecular function (GO): DNA-binding transcription factor activity, RNA polymerase II-specific
Source: RefSeq, a predicted model, not a curated record